UCCAUGUUUGUCUGUAUGUUGUUUGUUUUCUGAUGUCAUGUUCAGCGUCAUAAGCUCUCCGGGUUGUCAUCAUCGUUAUAUUGUCAUCGUUCUCGGGCCUCGUAAACCACGUGCACGCGGCCUGGACCACUGGAAAGGUUUAUUGACCAUUGUGAUGUCCCGUUAACCCCAUUACCAAAGACGCGUGGAUCCGUCCGCGUGUGUGUAUCUGUGUGUGUGAUCCCGGUCCCUCGGGCCCCGAGCAGAGAGAUGUAUCAAGCUAAGCUCUAAUUAAAAUAAAAACAGCAAAGAACGAUGGAAUGAUUAAAUCGUUAGUCUCGCCGCGGGAAGUGGUAUUUCGUUUUCCCUUUCAAUUAGAGGUUGAUUGGGCUUUUCAGAGGAGGUCAGCUGUGAAAUCUGGAUUAUAUAUGCGCGCAUUCACGUGGACCGUUUUUCCCACUCCUGCUUUUCAAACGGGCUGCGCAACUGCACCUUAAAUAAGGGACAUUAAACUUUUUUGUUGUGUUUUUUUUUUUCAGCACGAGGUGUUUUCUUUCAUCUUCAGCCGCGCGCAUACACAGGCAUUGGCCAUUCACUCAUUCACCAUCACCAGCAGACGGCGAUAAGGGCGCUUUGCCCCGGCAAUUUCAUGCCAUUAUUGGUCUCGCCAUCCUUAUGGCUUCUCCUCUUAUAAAUCAACAGUUUUAGUCCUCUGCCUUUAGGUGCAUGUAAUUUCCCUCUCUGACACAUUACUAUCACUAGUGCAGCCUGCAUUAAUUACAUCCCUGCAGGGGAAGAAAGAAAUAGACUUUGAGGUGCUGGCUGAGCAUCAAAUGUCCUCAAAGUGAAUGAGAUUGUGGUUGUAAUUCCAGUGCGUAAAAAUACAGUUGUGCGUAAAAGUACAGUUGUGCCAGUAGUUCUAUGGCGCACGGUGAAUGUGGGAAUAACCUGGUUUCCUACUUUUAAAUUAAGCGCAGUUAUAAAGAGAAACUGCUGCCUGGCGUGGAAGCUGUCUUUAAAGGAAAUUCGCCAACCAUGGGCCACUAUAUAAUUUCAAAUAUGUUGAGAUGUUUGACUCAUCCUAAUCACAGUCUGCCCCCACCGCUUGGCCGCCGCACCGCUGCUAACAAAUCUUAGUUAUUUUUGUUUAGUUGAAGUCUCUGAGAGGGUGUUUGGAAAUUUCAAAUGCCUUGUGCUAUUUGUGGGAUUGACCCUCCUCUCUGCCUCCUCCUCAUCCUCCCCCUCCUCCACCGUGUUCUUCCUCCACGGUCUUCUAGUCACCUGACCAAACGCCAUGCAAAUCAUUCUGCUGCUGGAGCCUCAUUGGCCGCUUGUGGCUCAUUUAACCGCUGUCAGUGCGCAUCAUAUGGCCGCCGCUUUAACCAACUUCUCAACUCCGACAUAGGGAAAGUGGCUCCAAUGCGCAUUCUGUCACAGUGGAUGUGAACCAACGCAUGCGAAGACAGCGCGAAACACUGGUUGGAAAACGUUUUAUAUUCUUUCUCGGAUUAUUUUUUUGUGUCGUGUUUGAUUCAUUUGGGGUUAGAAUAUCAGUUUUACAGCCCAGUCGACCUGUGGGCACCGAGUCUUCGUGCGCGCCUGACUCAUCGUAAGAUAGACUUUUUCUCUGUUAGUGGUGAAGUUUAACAGCAGGUGAAUGUAUAGCAUGAUGAUGGAGACUGACCUGCAUUCCCCCGGCCCCCAAACCAACACGAACACGGGGCAACCGGGGUCGAACGGCGGGUCCAAAGCGAAUCAGGACCGGGUGAAGAGACCGAUGAACGCUUUCAUGGUGUGGUCCCGUGGGCAGCGGAGAAAGAUGGCACAGGAAAACCCCAAGAUGCACAACUCCGAAAUCAGCAAGCGGCUGGGCGCCGAGUGGAAGUUAAUGUCCGAGGCUGAGAAGCGCCCUUUCAUCGACGAGGCGAAGCGUUUGCGAGCCAUGCACAUGAAGGAGCAUCCGGAUUACAAGUACCGGCCCAGACGGAAGACCAAGACGCUGCUGAAAAAGGACAAAUAUUCCCUCGCCAGUGGGCUGCUUUCUGGGCCCAGUGGGGGCGGUGGAGUUGGUUUAGGGGUCGGUAUGAGUUCAUCGGGGGUCGGACAGAGGUUAGAGAGCCCCGGGGGUCACGGAGGCUCCGCCAGCUCCGGCUACGCGCACAUGAACGGCUGGGCGAACGGUGCGUACUCGGGGCAGGUGGCUGCAGCCGCGGCGGCUGCGGCGAUGAUGCAGGAGGCUCAGCUCGCCUACAGCCAGCACCCGGGCAGCGGAGCGCAUCACCACCACCACCACGCUCACCACCACCACGCGCACAACCCGCAGCCCAUGCACCGCUACGACAUGACAGCGCUGCAGUACAGCCCCAUCUCGAACUCUCAGAGCUACAUGAACGCUUCCCCCUCCGGCUACGGCGGGAUCAGCUACACGCAGCACCAGGGCUCCGGAGUCUCCUCCUCCGCUGCUGCCAUGGGCACGUUAGGGUCGCUGGUGAAGUCGGAGCCGAGUGAAGUAUUCAGCGGUGGACAUGGAUCACUGUGGGAGGGACUGUGAUUUGCAGAUAGCAGGCUGUCAUCAUGAUGAGAUGGGUGCUGACUGAGGACAGGUGUUUGUCACUCUGUUCUGGCUCGGCAGCUGGGCUCCUGUAACCGUGCCUGUCUCGGCUACACUGGCUAAUGUGACUGGGUUGGCCGAGGUGGCGAGGCGGCUGUCUUUCAACCACUGAUCCCUCAGAAGUACUCAUCUGAUCAGGCUGGAUCUGCGCUUCACGGCUGCCGGGGUCACACAACCCAACCCCAGGGUCAACCAGCUAAUUACAGACCCCUGUGUCCUCUGUCACCACUGGGGAUGUGAGGAAGGUGGGGAGGAAAAAUGACAGCGAGAAUAUUAGGGCUUUUGUCAUAAUUCCCUGGUCUCAAAAUACUUGAAUGCUGAUUUGUUUUGCAAUUCUGAUUUACUGCAAAUCAAGCCUUGCAAUGUACUAUUAUCAAUAAUAGGAAUUUUCUUGUCUGAAUGAUACAUUUCUUAAGACAAUAACCCACAAGUAAUAUUUACAAAAUCAAUGCACAUUACAUGUCAGUCAGUCUGACAUUCAUCUAAAUUGAAUGGGACAGUGCUUCAUUAUAUGCACGAUCAAAUGUUUUUUUUUAAGCAAAGCUACAUUUAGCUGCUAACCAUACAAUCAUACAAUAAAUACAAUCAGGCUAAGUAGAAAAUAAAGUGUUUUUUUCCACGUUGCCUACACAGUGUUCACUGAGCUACUGCUGUAAAAAAUGAAUAAUGAAAUUAAACACUGAGCCAAAAUGAAUGAAUAGAGCCAGGACACAACACACAUGUAA
Solea senegalensis (Senegalese sole) is the source of this 3315-nucleotide messenger RNA. It is a transcript of the gene sox1a, whose product is annotated as SRY-box transcription factor 1a. The coding region runs from base 1637 to 2530 and encodes 297 amino acids. Gene Ontology annotation, biological process: anatomical structure morphogenesis; regulation of DNA-templated transcription; cell differentiation. The record is from RefSeq and is a predicted model, not a curated record. Gene Ontology annotation, molecular function: RNA polymerase II cis-regulatory region sequence-specific DNA binding; DNA-binding transcription factor activity, RNA polymerase II-specific. The transcript has 3 exons. NCBI's taxonomy places the organism in Eukaryota, Metazoa, Chordata, Actinopteri, Pleuronectiformes, Soleidae.